This is a messenger RNA of Quercus lobata, 993 nucleotides long. RefSeq lists its product as uncharacterized. Lineage: Eukaryota; Viridiplantae; Streptophyta; Magnoliopsida; Fagales; Fagaceae. The transcript has 3 exons. The record is from RefSeq and is a predicted model, not a curated record. Bases 1 to 993 code for a protein of 330 amino acids.
AUGCCACAUCUGUUGGACGCCGGAGAUGAAGUGGAGUAUUCAAUACGCAUAAGCAGUGGUUUCCAAGUGAAGAAGUUUGGGGUCAACCUCAUUUAUGAGAAUGAUAAGAAGGAUUGCCACUCCUAUUUUGAAGCAAUGGUCAAGAAUGCAUCACUUCCUUAUAAAGAUGAUUUUCUAGAUGAAGAUGUUUCAACAGAUCAACCAAUGGCUGGUGAUAAGAAAAUCAACCUUUCUGAUUUACAGAAGUCUAGAUUUGAUGAUAAGAAAAAAGGGAUUGCCACCUCUUUAGAUGCAUCUAAGCGUGGAUGCUUGUCAGCUCGAGAGACAACCCAACAGCAGUGGGACGAGGAGCUUGCUGCUCAUUUACAGGAUAAGGAGGAUGUCUCAAUUGCACAGCAUUGUGAGCUGACCGCCACGAUUUUGGAGGAUCCAACCGUUGUUCCUGAGGACCACAGUGCUCUUGUGGAGGCUGAGGAUGGACUUUCCGAAGGUGAUAGGGAACGCAGUUGGAGCGACUUCCAUAAAAAUCAGCCAGGGACUACGGUUUUUGAGGGCGGGGCUCCCUUUGAGCUGAACAUGUACUCAUCAGGUAUUCCAAGAAUGAACUUUGUGAGCCUAACUAAGCCCCUAAGAAGUCUGGAGGCUGAGCGAAUGUCAUGGGAGGUAGAGCGCCAGAUUCUGCACCAUCAGAAUGCUGCUUUGGAGAGAGAGAAUUUUCGCCUUCGUAUGGAAUUAGCAAAUGCCAGGCAAUUUGCUCCUCAACUCCACAUGGGUCUUCCCCGUCCACACUUGGCAUUCGAGAGGGCUUCUUCUUUAGCAUCAGCCUCUAUUCAACCUACAAUUGCAGCCACUACUCCUGUGGCUUCGACGAGAACAAACACUCUUGGUUUGGAUUAUCCUAAUUUCCUUGCCGGACCAGUUCUUGGCUUCCAAAGCGUCAAUAACCCAUCAGGAUCUUCUCCACCUAAUGGAGGCUCUCACCUCCCACAAUAG